AUGUCUUUCACCGCGGGAAACUUGGUUCUGAUCAGAGAGAACCUGGACCAAGUCAAUCUGAAACUGCUGUACAUCCUCACAGUGUUAAUUUGCCUCUUAUUGGGCAUCUUUCGCGCAGUGUACCUACUGUACUUUCAUCCUCUGAGCAAAAUACCUGGACCAACGCUCGCAGCGCUGAGUACUUGGUGGCAGAAGUACUAUGCAGCAAAGCUUCUCAAAGCAGAUCAAAUUCAAGCGGCCCAUUUGAAAUACGGCGACAUCGUCAGAAUUGGUCCCAAUGAGCUCUCUUUCUCGAAUCCAAGGCAUCUCAAAGCCAUUUACGGGCACAAUGUCCCUGUUCUGAAGACGGAAUUCUAUGCUGGUGGCAAGUUCACCAGCGAAGACAAUGUUUUCUCGAUGAGAAAUCGAGACCAACAUGCCGCUCGCAGAAAGCUGAUGAGUAGAAAUUUUGCACAGGCACCCCUGAUGGAGCUGGCCCCUGAUUUGAUGCGUAAGGCGCAGGCUCUAUGCUCCAAGUUGGAAGAGCUUGGAUCCGGGACAAUCAACGUUUAUCCGUGGCUUCAUCGUCUGGGGCUAGAAUUCAUCUUCAUGUUGACUCUAGGUCGUGAUUUCAAAUUGACAGAAACCGACACGCAUCACCACGCUUUAAGAAAUCUUGAGGUUUUCCCUGAGAACUUCGCUAUCACGGCGAUAUUUCCAUUUCUAAAGAAACACGGUGUCGAUGUUCCUAUCAAAUCGAUCAGGACUCCUUUCGAGAUUCAAGCUGGGUGGGAAAAGUACUGUCUUGAAAUUGUGGCAGAAGAACGGGCGAAAAUGCCGGAAGAAAGAUCAUCAUGGAUAAAGAGGCUGAUGGAUAGGGAUGACGACUUUCUGGGAAGACCUCUGCGAGAUCUUGAGAUUGCAGAGGAGAUUGUAGGUGUGUUAUUUGCAGGAUCUGGGACAGCAUCAUCAACGCUCGCGUUCCUCAUUUAUUCCGUUGUGGCAGAUCAGAAGAUAUACGCGAAGCUCAAGAGAGAGCUCCAUGACGAGCUGCCAGACUGGCCUGUCCAUGGUGACGUGUUGCCUGAUAUCAAUGCUAUUCAACACCUGCCAUAUCUCAAUGCCGUGGUCAAUGAGACCUUGCGUCGAUUCCCUACCAUUCCGGGCUCCAUGCCUCGUAGGAUCGUCUCUGAUAACGUCAAGAUUGACAAGUUGGAGUUGAGAAAAGACACUAUCGUUAGCGCACAGAACUACAGUCUCCACAUGCAUGAGGAAUACUAUCCCUCUCCCGAGAUGUUCGAUCCAGAAAGAUUUCUUGGGCCGGACCAGAAGAAGGCGAGGGAUGGGCUGAAUGCAUUCUCAGAGGGACCGAGAGCCUGUCUCGGUCGAAACUUAGCAGUCUUGGAACUGCAGAUUGUAACAUCAUUGUUCUUCCGAUAUUUCGACGUGAAGAUGGACCCGUCGAUGAAAGCGGAUGACAUGGCGAUGAAGGUUGUCUUCAGUGGCAGUCCCAGUGGAGAGAAAGUUUUACUCAACCUGCGGAAGGUGACAUCUUAG
This is a messenger RNA of Rhinocladiella mackenziei CBS 650.93, 1536 nucleotides long. RefSeq lists its product as uncharacterized. The transcript has 8 exons. Gene Ontology annotation, molecular function: iron ion binding; monooxygenase activity; heme binding. Bases 1 to 1536 code for a protein of 511 amino acids. NCBI's taxonomy places the organism in Eukaryota, Fungi, Ascomycota, Eurotiomycetes, Chaetothyriales, Herpotrichiellaceae. The record is from RefSeq and is a predicted model, not a curated record.